Molecule: messenger RNA, 1558 nt
Organism: Colletotrichum navitas
Lineage: Eukaryota; Fungi; Ascomycota; Sordariomycetes; Glomerellales; Glomerellaceae
Exons: 1
Coding region: 127-1212 (361 amino acids)
Biological process (GO): phosphatidylinositol phosphate biosynthetic process
Cellular component (GO): plasma membrane
Molecular function (GO): 1-phosphatidylinositol-4-phosphate 5-kinase activity
Source: RefSeq, a predicted model, not a curated record
CCUUCAUGGUACCUACAUUAGAUCGGGGAGCUAAACUCACUUCCACCAACUACCCCAUCCCGUCUUCGCUCACGAUCAUCCAAUAAAUAUCCAACCCUUCAGGCCCGCGGCCUGCCAUCAGCCAAGAUGCAAAUCCGCAGCACCUCGAUAUCUUCCUCGAUUCUCGCAGCCAUCUCAGCUGACUCCAACAACCCGGACAGGCCAAGCCUCCAAAACCGCAUCUUCCGCCUUCUCGCUACCUUCCUCUCCGUCUUCCACCUCCCCCUCGCCCGCUACCGCGCCGCAGACUUCCUCGAGCUCCGCCAUAAUGUCUGGCAGCUGGACGAGCACGAGUACACAAACUCGUUCCACCUCUCGCCGAAGACCGCCAAGGGCAAGGGACGUGAAUCCGACCUCAAGCCCGUUGGCGACCUAGGCUACAGCGGCUCGACCUUUUUUACCACGGCCGACGGCAAAUUCCUUAUUAAGUCGCUGCCCCGCCGCUUCGAGCACGAGUUCUUUACCCGCGAUCUGUUCGGCGCCUACGUCGCCCACAUGAAGAAGAACCCACACAGCCUUCUCGUACGUAUCACCGACAUGGUUUACACCUCGAUAGCCACCCUUGGCGGUAUCUUGGGAACGGCGCCCACCCACCACAUCAUCAUGGAGAACCUGCUGUACGGCAAGGCGGAGGAGGAGACGGACCAUAGGAAGAAGCAAUGGGAGACGUACGACCUCAAGCCGAACGACUACUUCUUCCCCGAGCGGGACAUCGCCAACGGCCGCCUGGCCCCGGAGAGCGUCAAGGAGAGGCUGAUUGAUGAGUUUGACGACAAGAUCCGGGUGACGGCGGCCCAGAAGGAGGAGCUUCUUGGCCUCCUCGGAGCUGACACCCAGCUUCUCGCCGAUAAUAACGCCGUCGACUACUCGCUCUUCCUGGUCCGCUACCCGGGUCCCAACGUCAUGGACGAGCCGCGCGAUGUCCCGACCAUCCAGUCCAACGCGAACGAGUGGCGCACCGGCCUGACGGACGUAGACGGCAAUUGGACCUACCGCAUGAUUGUGCUUGACUUCUUCUGGGCCAAGCACAAGUUCCGCGCCAAGGCCAUGACGGGGCUUGUCAAGUCGUAUAAUGUCUUUGCCGGCCACGGGCCCAUGAGCAUCACCGCCAACCCCAUUGAGUACCGGGAGCGGUUCCUCAACAUGGUUCGGGACCUCGUCAUUGAGGCGUGAGAUGCAUGAGCGAUGGGCUUUGGCUGCAAGGACUUUUGUUUACUAGUCACUUUAUGAAAGCGCGGCGUCAAGAUGGGAAGCACAUAUACCCACUUUUUGUUUUGCUACAUUCCUUUUCCCCCCAAAGCAACAUUUUUCCAUCAGAUACCAGAAUAAAAAGUUCUCCGCUAUCGUCUUCUUAUCGAGACCUCAACACUUAACUUAGACACCCACCCAGUCCAGAAGGGCACGGCCAGUUGCCUCCUCAAUUGGAAUGUCAUCGGAAGUGAUGCUGUGCAUGAGCAACAGGAGCGGGCGUAAAACUGCAUUGUAAGGGAUCAACGGACCACUUGCAGCUUUAACCUCU